AUGGAUCUAUUGCCAAACUUUUCUUUUGUCACUUGGCUGCUCCUCCUAGUUUUCCUUAGCCUCCUGGUCCUCUAUGGGGUAUGGCCCUUCUGGACCUUCAAGAAGCUGGGCAUCCCUGGCCCACAGCCUGUGCCAUUUUUGGGAACCUUCCUGGGGUACCGUCAUGGAGUCCUGAAUUUUGAUCAGAUGUGCUUUGAAAAGUAUGGCAAAAUCUGGGGGAUUUAUGAUGGCAGACAGCCUGUGAUGGCUGUUUUGGACCCCGUACUCAUCAAAAAUAUCCUGGUGAAAGAGUGCUACAGCAUUUUUACCAAUCGGCGGAACUUCCGUCUGAAUGGGCUCCUGGAGUCAGCCCUCAACGUGGCUGAAGAUGAGCAGUGGAAGAGGAUCCGUACUGUGCUCUCCCCAACCUUCACCAGCGGGAAGCUGAAGGAGAUGCUCCCCACCAUUAAUCAUUACGGUGAAAAAUUAGUGAAAAACAUUGAGAAGAAAGUGGCUGAUGAUGAGUUCGUGGCCGUGAAGGACAUUUUUGGAGCCUACAGCAUGGAUGUGGUGACCAGCACUUCUUUCAGUGUGAAUAUUGACUCCAUGAGCAAUCCCAGUGAUCCCUUUGUCACCAAUAUUAAGAAAUUUCUCCAAUUCAGUUUCCUAAGCCCCGUGUUCGUAUUUUUAGUGUUGUUCCCCUUUAUUAUCCCGGUGCUGGAGAAGAUGAAUGUGACUCUGUUACCCUCCGAGGUUAUGGAGUUCUUCAAGAGUGUCUUCAUAAAGAUGAAGAAGGAAAGAGAAAAGGAGAGCAGCACGGACCGGGUUGAUUUCCUGCAGCUCCUGAUUGACUCUCAAAACUCACACAACAGCUCCAAGUCUGCUGAGGCUGACUCGUACAAAGCAUUAAGUGAUGAGGAGAUCCUGGCCCAGGCUCUUAUCUUUGUCUUUGCUGGUUAUGAAACCACCAGCUCCACCCUCAGCUACAUAUCCUACAACCUAGCCACCCACCCUGAUGUGCAGCAGCGACUCCAGGACGAGAUUGAUGCAAACCUGCCCAACAAGGCCACUCCCACGUACAGCACCAUCACCCAGAUGGAGUACCUGGACAUGGUGGUGAGCGAGUCCCUCCGGCUCUUCCCCGCGGGGGGCAGGAUUGAGAGGGUCUGCAAGAAGACCGUGGAGAUCAACGGUGUGACCAUCCCAAAGGGCACGGUGGUCGUGAUCCCAGCCUACGUUCUGCAUCGUGACCCGGGCUACUGGCCAGAGCCAGAGGAGUUCAGGCCCGAGAGGUUCAGCAAGGAGAAUAAGGAGGCUAUUGACCCCUACACCUUCCUGCCCUUCGGGGCUGGCCCCAGGAACUGCAUAGGAAUGAGGUUUGCUCUCCUCAUCGUCAAGGUGGCCGUGGUCGUCCUGCUGCAAAACUUCUCCUUCCGAACCUGCAGAGACACACCGAUCCCACUGGUUCUGGACACAAAAGGUUUCAUGCAACCAAAGAAGCCAAUCGUCCUGAAGGUGGUCUCCAGAGCCCGUGGUGGUGUGGAGAAGUGA
Molecule: messenger RNA, 1530 nt
Organism: Merops nubicus (carmine bee-eater)
Lineage: Eukaryota; Metazoa; Chordata; Aves; Coraciiformes; Meropidae
Product: cytochrome P450 3A9-like
Exons: 13
Coding region: 1-1530 (509 amino acids)
Biological process (GO): steroid metabolic process; oxidative demethylation
Molecular function (GO): iron ion binding; testosterone 6-beta-hydroxylase activity; heme binding
Source: RefSeq, a predicted model, not a curated record